Molecule: messenger RNA, 5363 nt
Organism: Varanus komodoensis (Komodo dragon)
Lineage: Eukaryota; Metazoa; Chordata; Lepidosauria; Squamata; Varanidae
Gene: JMJD6
Product: jumonji domain containing 6, arginine demethylase and lysine hydroxylase
Exons: 7
Coding region: 176-1420 (414 amino acids)
Biological process (GO): phagocytosis
Cellular component (GO): cytoplasm; nucleus
Molecular function (GO): histone H4R3 demethylase activity; P-TEFb complex binding
Source: RefSeq, a predicted model, not a curated record
UGAAGCAAGGCUGGCUGAGCCGAGGUAGCGGUACGGCGGCUGAGUUGGUGCGGCCGUGAAAUUUCUGGAAGCUGUGGGGCGCUGUGCCUUCGGGUGGGGGUGUCCGUCUCCAGCGAUUCCGUCGCCUGAAGAGACGGGCGAGGAAGAGAGUGAGCAGCUCGCAGGGAGUGGGAGCAUGAACCACAAGAGCAAGAAGCGCAUCCGCGAGGCUAAGCGGAGCGCCCGUCCCGAGCUCAAGGACUCCCUCGACUGGACCCGGCAUAACUACUGCGAAAGCUUCCCGCUGAACCCGGCAGCUUGCAAGGACAACGUGGAAAGAGCAGAUGCACUCCAUUUGUCCGUGGAAGAAUUCAUUGAACGUUACGAGAAGCCUUACAAGCCUGUUGUCCUACUAAAUGCUCAAGUUGGGUGGCCAGCCCAGGAGAAAUGGACUCUGGAGCGCUUAAAGCGCAAGUAUAGGAAUCAAAAAUUCAAAUGUGGAGAGGACAAUGAUGGUUACUCUGUGAAGAUGAAAAUGAAAUAUUACAUAGAAUACAUGGAGACCACACGGGAUGACAGCCCCCUCUAUAUAUUCGACAGCAGCUAUGGGGAACAUCCUAAGCGCAGGAAGCUUCUGGAAGACUACAGGGUGCCCAAGUUCUUCACAGAUGACUUGUUUAAGUAUGCAGGAGAGAAGAGAAGGCCACCUUACAGAUGGUUUGUGAUGGGCCCUCCUCGAUCUGGAACAGGUAUUCACAUUGACCCUCUGGGAACCAGUGCCUGGAAUGCUUUGGUCCAAGGACACAAGCGCUGGUGCCUUUUCCCUACCAGCACUCCCAGAGAGUUGAUCAAAGUGACUCGUGAAGAAGGGGGGAACCAGCAAGAUGAAGCCAUCACUUGGUUCAGAGUGAUAUAUCCCAGAACUCAGCUUUCUACUUGGCCUUCUGAGUUCAAACCCCUGGAAGUAGUGCAAAAACCAGGAGAGACUGUCUUUGUACCAGGCGGCUGGUGGCAUGUAGUUCUCAAUCUUGACACAACCAUUGCUGUCACUCAGAACUUUGCCAGUUGCACUAACUUCCCUGUGGUGUGGCACAAGACGGUGAGAGGAAGGCCAAAAUUAUCAAGAAAAUGGUACAGAGUCCUAAAACAAGAACAUCCAGAACUGGCUGCACUAGCAGAUGCUGUUGACUUACAGGAAUCAACAGGGAUUGCUUCUGAUAGUUCCAGUGAUUCAUCAAGCUCUUCCAGCUCCAGUUCUUCUGAUUCUGAUUCAGAGUGUGAUUCCAGUUCAGAGACGGAAGGAAUGAUGCAUCGGAGGAAAAAGCGAAGGACAUGUAGCAUGAUGGGAAAUGGUGAUACAACCUCUCAUGAUGACUGUGUGAGCAAAGAGCGCAGCUCCUCCAGGAUUAGGGAAUCUUGUGGAAGCCGUGCUCAUCCGUGAAAGAUAUCGAGACUCAUCUAAAGGCAGUCACAACCAGCCAGCUGUUUUCUGUUUUUCCAUCAGCUGUAUGCUUAGAACUUUCUCAAGUCUUCACCACUCCUUUUUCAUUCUUUUUAAAAUUGAAUUUCUACUUGCCAUGACCUGCAGUCUGAAUCCUUGCUAACUAAAGGAGAAACUAGAGAUUUCUGUGUGCUCAAACCUCUCUUUCUGCACUCCAUCAAACAAGUCUGCUGAACAUCAGAAGACCUCUGUAACGCUUUGCUGUGGCUCUCAACUAUGUCCAGUCAGAACAGGAAAUUGAGGAUUUCUCUCAACUGUCUUAACUAUACACAGGUAUAUCCUGAAACCCUGUGUCCUACUCCAACAUUGUCAUAUGUUUACAAUUUGAAUUCUCAUGCACUACAACUGGAGGUCAGAACUGCAACCCCCAGUUUAUGUAAUUGGCUGGCAAAAUCUUUACUAGAGGACAAGAGACUAACCUGGUUAUAUUCACCUAAGGUGACUCUUCUACUGUGUAAAUGAUCACCUGUAAGAAGCACCUUUUCGUAGUUCUCAGUUUGUGGGUAACACCAAACCCCAACCAUGGGCAAAUGGGACUUAUGGAAAAUGUAGUGUCUGAACAUAGUGUCUGCUCAGUGUCUGAGCAGUUCAGCAUGAUUCCAUGCGCUUUCUAUUUUAAUGAAAAACUGCUGCUGUGUUGUAGCCAGUUUAGGAGCUAGCUCUAGAAAGAAGUGGUAUGGGAGAAGCUGAAGCUGCUUCAUUUACCUCUCCCUGUGGGAGUUUCUGGAAAUGUCCUAUGAAGGUAGAAUGCUUUUUUAUGAGGAGUGGGUGGGGUCUGAAGAAAUACAAUACGAAUCCCAUUUUAUGAAGAGCUGCUUCUUUGGAGCCCAGGAACGUCCCGCUCUUAUCUGCUGUUGUUGCGUGGCAGGUAUUUGAGAUGUGUGUGGAUGCCUUGAAAUAAGAUGUUGCUGUGUGUAUCCCAGGCAGCUGAAUUCUUUUGGAAUCUGCUGCUGCUGCAAGGGCAUUGUUUGUUGUUAAUGGAGAUUGGUAUUACGUUGUAAGGUGGAUCUUGCAUCUGUUAAUGCAACUGGAACGCUGUCCAAACCCUGAAAGUCAACAGCAUAGUGAAAAGGUCUGUACUGUGAUCACUUAACCAAGGAGCUGAGUGAUUAUCUGGGCCUGACUGCAUUUUGAGUUAGGACAUGGAGACUGUGCUUUUCUGUUUUUGUUUUUUGUGUGUGCUCGUACUUCAUCAUGAGAAAACUAGGGAUAGUCCAAAUGUGCUGGCUGGUGCGGUGUGAAGUCAGACAGUCUGGGGCCAGCUACUGAUUUUCUAGCCCUGUAAGGAACAUAGCUAGGAAAUCACUGAUAUCACAUAAGUUUCCAUGGUUCCAGUGUGUGCCAAAAUACUACCAUAUCACUGAUGCAGGGAUCUAAAUAUCACUUGCCAGCCUUAACUCCAUGCAUGUAAGAAACAGUUAUUUUUUGGUAAAUACGGAUAGAUUGUAUCCCCAAAUGAUUUCUUACCUUUCCACAUUGUUGUUCCCAAACAACUUCUGUGAAAUAGAACAACCUUUGCAAAUCAGAUCAUUUCCCCUUGCAUAGCCUUGGAUUGCACAACUUGUCUGGAAAUACAUUAUACAGGAUAGGGAUCAGGAGCCUUGUGCUUCCAGAUGUUUUGGGAUAUAACUCCCAUCAGCCUCAGCCAGCAUAGCCAGGGAUUAUGGGAUCUGUAGUCCAACACACUGGAAAAUACCCAUUUGUACCCCUCAUGUAGAACUUGUCAUCUUUCAAUUUUGUUACCAGGUACUGAGUAUUCAAACCUAUGGAAGUGGAUGAAUAGCAAGAGGGAAACACAGGAAGGGAACCAUUCUGUGGACUGAGCCUGGAACCUUUUGCAUGCCAAACAUUUGCUCCACCUCUGAACAUUGGCCUCUCCCCAGCAUUUGGAAGCUCUUUCAAUGUAGCCUUGUAGUUGCUAAACAUUCAGCAAAAACUGCUCAUUUGCUAUUAAAAUGUUUUUUGCAACCAUGAGGCUUAGAAACUUUAGGUUGGUGUUUUUCGUGUUUAUAUUUAAACAAAGGCUUGAUUCCAAGGUAAUAUAUUAAAUGCCAUAUUAUGCAUUCUGCAGGGCCUCUAUAGACCAGGGAUGCAGGGAUUAUCAUUUUUUCUUGGAAUCAAGUGGAUAUAUUUGUAAUACUGGGAUUCAGAUAAGUUAAUUCAGUUAUGUGCAUUUAUUUAAAUGGCAUAGGGUGCAGUCUUAUGCACACUGGCUGGAAAAUACUGGAAGUUACAGGACUUCUGUCUAAACAUGCAUCAGUAAAUUAAUUUGGAAGAGCUAGGGACUAAGCUUCCUUGUUUGGACUGAAUCUGAAGACUCCUCAUUGAGUAAGGUGCACUAGCUUUCCUCCAUAUUUCAAAUCGGACUUUUGAACAAAAUGGCUUUUUUGCCCAAUUUGCAUUUAAAACAAUGCAAUCCCUACCUGAAUUGUGAUGUUUCAGGGUGAAACCAGUUAAUGGCUUCCUUUUUAGUAGUAGUAACCGCACACAGCUGAAGUGGCAAUGUUCAGCUGCAAACAUAGUUAUCUUGUCUUUUUAAAUGUCUAUCUUCCACAAUAUUGAUCAGAUUUGUUCAUGAAAGAAGGUAGUUGUCUCUGUUAUUGUAAUAGGGAAUAUUUUAUAUGGCAGAUUCUCACAUUUAUUAAAAACAAAUAUUAAACUUGGGUUUUCAUCCUUUAAAAAAGGUUGUAGAUUUUAUUUACAAAACUGUACAUCCUUGCUGUCAAAACCUGUGUCCUAUCUUGACUCCUCUCAAAAAAGGAGGGCUCUAAACCAUGGCCAGCUCUUUCACCUGUGCUCUUUCAGACCUCUUUGAUUGGCCUCCUAGAUGCCAAGUAUAUACCUCUCUGAUUGAGUUGAAGCCAAGCAGCAGUUGUGCUGAGGAAAGGACUCAGCUUUCCCUGCUUACAGCUGUCUGAAAAUAAAGAUGGUAAAAUAGAUGGCUGCCUGUACUAAAUGGCUUUGAAGAUCAAAGCAAUUUGCUCUACACUUCAGGUAGAUGUGAGCUGAGAAUCAGACUCAUGGGCUCUCUCUGUCCUGCAACCAAAAGUAUAUAAUUCAGUGCUUUUGAGCAAAGAAUGACUGGUCAUUUUAAAGAUAAUAUUCUGCUUUUCACAAAUUGUUUUUAUUUAUGUGCAUCUUUGCAAAUCCAAUGCAUAAUGUUUCUAUUGUGUCAGUAGUGGGUCUAGAUCUGAGCUAUGUCAGCUGUUGCCUAAACACUUGGUGGCUAUUAAUUAGCAUUUUCUAUAACCAUGAGAGAUAGGAACCUAUAUUUUGAGAUAAAGGUUAGCUUAAGACUCAGUUUCAUUCAGUAUUGGCAAUGAAUCGUCUUCCAAAUACAUGGAUUAUUUUGGUUAAGAUACCCCUACCUAAGAUGUAGGUGUUCAGUUUAAAGGCUAAUCUGGAGACAACUGCAAUCUACCAAAAAGUAGUUUUUAUUAAUUGACCCAAUUUGUGGAAGAAGAUGCAUGUUCUGCAGGAUUUCUGCUAAUUAAAAGUCCUGCUACAUCAGAAAGUCCUAGUUUUCUUAAUUCUCUUUGCAGAUUUCAGUCAAAUUUGAUGAACUUUAUUUUUGUUGGCCUUAAACAGUGCUCUCCACUUACUUGGGGAAAUGUGCUAACACCGUUUCUUACUGAAAUUCUUAAUGCCAAUUUCAUUAUGUUGAGGCAACCUUUUCUCUGUCAGGUUCUUGAAGCUUGAUUCUUCCCUUUUGUAAGGAGCAAAAUCUCUGUAGAUUCUUGUGGCAAUAUUUAAAAUGCCAGCUCCAUUAACUGUUUCUCCAGUUCAGUCCAUCCAUAUAGUGAAGUCAAGAUGCUCUGAAUUGUUCUCAUUGGAAGAUGAUUGUGUUCUUUUUUAAUUUAAAAUAAAAUCUUAUUUUCCAUUA